This is a messenger RNA of Platichthys flesus (European flounder), 3882 nucleotides long. Its product is annotated as gastrula zinc finger protein XlCGF57.1-like. The record is from RefSeq and is a predicted model, not a curated record. The transcript has 2 exons. Gene Ontology annotation, molecular function: RNA polymerase II cis-regulatory region sequence-specific DNA binding; DNA-binding transcription factor activity. NCBI's taxonomy places the organism in Eukaryota, Metazoa, Chordata, Actinopteri, Pleuronectiformes, Pleuronectidae. The coding region runs from base 89 to 1894 and encodes 601 amino acids. Gene Ontology annotation, biological process: regulation of transcription by RNA polymerase II.
GCUGUUGGCUCUGAACGCGGUGUCUCUGUUUACCUGCCGCUGGCUCUCUUUGUCCGCUCCGAGACUCAAAGCGGCAGAAAGGAGGACAAUGUCCGCCGUGCAGCUGCUGCGGGUGUCGGUACAUGAGCGGAUCCGCGCGGCCGCUGAACACUUCCUGCUGCGGCUGGAGAAAGGAGAAGAACCGGCUCGAGUCCCGGCGCUGAGAGCGAUGCUCACCGAGCGGCUAACGGCGGAGAUCGUCGCUGUGUUUGAGGAAACCGUGGCGGAGUACGAGGACCGAGUGGAGCGGUCCGAGCGGGAGGUCUGCCGCCAGAGGAGGCUGCUCGAUGCCGUGAUGAAGCCCGAAGUCCGGCUGCACAGAGCGGAGCUGCUGCUGCCGUCAGUGAACCUGGAGCAGACGGACCCCCGGCCUCCGGACCUCCGGCCUCCGGACCCUGCAGACCUGAACCAGCCUCAGCCUGAUGUCACGGACAGUGAUGUGUCCUGCCCGUCCUCGCCGUCCCCUCGCUGCUCCUCGCCCGCCUGCAAGCCGCCCGAGUCUCCGAGCAGCUCCGUCCUCCCCAGCGACAGUGACCCAGACAGCGACUGGGACCAGCAGCACCAGGCUCUCAGAUCUCACAGUAAAAAAAAAAGAGGCCGCCCGCCGCUUGGCGUCAAAAACAAGCGUAAGCGGUCGACUCCGUCCCGGUCCUUCAACUGUCUGGUUUGUGGACGGGCUCUUCUGGGGAAAGGCUACCUGCUCAAACACGUCCUGCAGGUCUGCUUCAAAGACAGACAACACCGCUGCGGCUACUGUGGCGAGCGUUUAGACUCGGCCAGCGCGCUCAAGUCUCACCUGCAAACCCACCAGGACACGUGUAGAACCUGCCCCUACUGUAGGAAGAGCUUCCAGUCCAUCCUGGCUCAGGAGCUGCAUGUGCGCCUCCACACCGGAGAGAAACCGUUCAGCUGCAGCGCCUGUGGCAAGAUGUUCAGCCAGAAGGGAAACCUGACGUCCCACCUGCGCGUCCACGCAGCAGAGAAACCUUUCCAGUGUCAAGAGUGUGGCCGGGCCUUCUGUCACCUGACAUCUUUAGACCGACACAUGCAGCAGCACAAGGACCAGGUGGUGCACACCUGCAGCGUCUGCGCUCAGGAGUUCAGGAAGCCACACGGCCUGCGACGACACAUGAUGACUCACCAUAAAGAGGCCGCCCACAAACCAAAGAGAUUCCGCAGCUCUGCUCCCUCCUACAUCUGUAAAGUCUGCGGGGACACCUUUGGCAGGAAGUCCUUCUUAGUGAAACAUGCGGAGACUCACCUGCAGGAGCCCGACUGCUGCUGUGGCCUCUGUGGUCAGCAGUACGAGUCCGCGGCACGCCUCGCCGAUCACUUCAACUCCCACCGCGACGUCAGCAACACCUGCGACACCUGUGGGAAGUGCUUCAUGGCUCACGCGGCGCUGCUGAUGCACAUGAGGAUUCACACCGGAGAGAAACCCUUUCCCUGCCACUUGUGCAGGAAGUCUUUCAAUCAGAGCGGCAACCUGAAGAUGCACCUGAAGAUACACACCGGUGAGCGGGCGUUCUCCUGCAGCAUCUGUGGGAAGGGCUUCACCCAGAAGCAGACCCUGGACACUCACGUCCGCUUCCACAACAAAGAGAGACGCUUCCUGUGUCAGGUCUGUGGGAAAGGCUUCAUGCAGGACGUGGACCUGAAGAGACACCUGCUGAUCCACACCGGGGAGAGGCCGUACGCCUGCAGGGUCUGUGGGAAGAGCUUCCAGGCCAAACGCUCCCUCAACGGACACCUCAAAGUCCACACAGCAGGGGGCGCUGAGACCGGGACGGACCAGGACCAGGACUCAGAGCAGCAGGGGGUGAACAGCUUCUACUCAGGACUCCUCCAGCUGUAGAGUCCAGACUCCACUCAGGUCUUCAUAGCUCUGCUCCCUGUCAGUGCUCCAUCUCAACAUCUGCUUCUAGUUCCUGACGAGGGUCUGAUCUCAAAGUUAGCUCCUUUCGUCUUUUCAGUAACAUUUUAUAUGAUUAAAGGUUCAGUUGAGAGAAUUUUCCCUCUCUCUCUCUCUCUCUCUGUCUCUCUCUCUCUGUCUCUCUCUCUCUCUCUCUCUGUCUCUGUCUCUCUCUGUCUCUCUCUCUCUCUGUCUCGCUCUCUCUCCUCUCUCUCUGUCUCUCUCCCUCUGCCUCUGUAAAGUAAAUGAUUCUAAUGCUCUCAUAUUUUGAACUUUGUCAGGAAGUGUUACACUUUUAAUAAACUUGAUUAGAAGAAGCAAAAGAAUAAAAACUCUCAAUCAAAAAGCCUCGGGGAGUAAAUCUUCCUCAGGGACUCGACCUCAUGUCCUGGCAGGCGUCUCGUUCUUAGUGGUUUAUUUUUAUCAGCUGUUUCUCUUGUUCUAGUAAAUCAAACAUGAGCCCUCCCCCAUUCAUUUGGAGAAAGAACCCUGUUUAAUGUAUAUGAACAUCUUUAUGUUAUGAAGUGAGGAUUAAUGUGAUUGUAUUUGGCUCAGGUUCAAAUCUUUGUCAACAAACGUGCAGCGAAUGAAAAACAUCUUCAUGUGUUGUGUAGUUUGACAGACCGGAAAAACAUCACACAUCACACAAGUAGGGACACACAACACGUAGCUUUACACAACACUGUUUCACUUUACAGCAGCAAAAUGUUACUGAAGGUCAGAACAGCACAUCGAGCGUUGAGGAGAAAUGACCAAGAGAUUAAGGGGACAACACAAUUACAGUUCUAUCUCAGAGAGCUUAAUGGACAGUCUUUGGAAGACGUGGCAUCAGAUCGAUAGAUUCCGGCUGAUCUGGGAUCGGUUCAUCUCUAAAUCUAAUAACUGAUAAAUAACCAAACUGAUCAGAAACACUUGAACAAACAGAUAAGAACGACUGAUAUGACAGAAACCAUCUUGGAUUUAUUCUGUUCGGUCCAUGUCCCAUCAGUUAACGUGGAGAAGGGGUUUAUGACAUACUGCAGGCAGCCACCAGGGGCUCACUUUCUGAAAGCUACACUCAGUGGAUAUAUAAGCAUGAAAAUAAUUAUUUGAACUGCAAACGACUGAUAUCGAAACUUUGUUUUAAACUUUCUCAAAGGUUUGAAUGUCUGUUGAGUUCAGUAACUUUGAUAAUCACAGACGAAGACGACAUGUACAGACAACAAACGAUAAAGGUUGUUUGUCAAUAAUUUUUUCUCCAUAUCAGGAACCAGGAGAGUGAUUGUUAUGAUAAAUCUCUUUAUUGAUGGAUCAGAUUCUUUUUUGGUUCCAGUCUGUGACGUGUUUGACCCCAGAGACGAACCGGCUGUUAAUCAAACGUCCAGUGUCUCUGUGAUGUUCAGACGGGUUCUCCAUCAGACAACUGACGGGUUCUCCAUCAGACAACUGACUGGAGCUUCCACCGCAGGACGGACGUCUUCCCCGGGGACAGAACACGUCCCCACACAUGGACCAGAAGGGAUUGUUGUCCCUGACACAGUGUUUCCUUCAGUUCUCAGAUACAUGGGGACGUGGUCAGUGUCUGUGGGGACGGAACAUAUGAUUUUCUUCUCAGAGGACAGACGUGUCUCCUCAGAUUGAGGUGCAGGACAUCGCUCGGUUCUUCUUCUGUCUGGACUCGACAUAGAACCACGUGUUCUGGAGAACUCGUCUGGAUCCACGACAUCGACCAUGAGGAACAGGAGCGUGUAAAAAAUCAUAAACUCAGUCCUGGAUUGUCUCUGGCUCCAGAUACUACAUUACCCACAAUCCUCAGCUGCUCCUGGACAAGAAGUGGUAAACCCGUUGCCGUGGUAACAGAGUUAAAUGGUUGUUAUUGUUGUGUACGUGUUUUAAUUGGUUUCUGUGAUAUUACUUUUUUUUACCUUUUUGAUUAAAGCUGUGAAUUUUUA